AUGCAAGCUUGGGGAGGAUUAAUGACUGCACGCGUCAAAGCCAAGGGAACAAAUGGAAUUGUUGUUGAUAGUCUUAUUCGAGUUUUAACUGCAUUUGCUAAAGUUUGUCAUCCAAGGAAUUUAUCGUCCAAACACUUAAUGGUUGUUCGACCUGGAGAUAUCAUAUUUGGAUUUAGACGUUUUCAUGUGUAUCCACCAAAGACGAAUUAA
Molecule: messenger RNA, 210 nt
Organism: Funneliformis mosseae
Lineage: Eukaryota; Fungi; Glomeromycota; Glomeromycetes; Glomerales; Glomeraceae
Source: the annotation of a GenBank genome assembly